AAUUCAGCCUCUUCAGUCCCACUUCUGUUUGUAGCUCUUGGCAGGCCGCAUUUCAAACAUUAGUAUAAAAGCUUAUCUACAAAUUCUUAAGACUUACAACACUCUUUACCCCAACAAGUCGGCAAUGGAAAUUUUUCUCUCUUUUUCAUCUAACACUAUGGCCCCGGCCACCGUUACUGUUGCAUUCUUAAUCAUCUGCUCAUUUCUUUGGCUAUCGAGAAACCUAAUAGCUAAGAAAAAGAAAGAAGCUCCGGAAGCUGGUGGUGCAUGGCCGCUACUUGGCCAUCUUCAUCUCCUUGGAGGGCUAGAACCACCGCACGUAGUAUUGGGAAACAUGGCUGACAAAUAUGGUCCGAUCUUCAGUAUCAAGAUGGGCAUACAUAAGACUCUAGUAGUAAACAAUUGGGAAACUGCAAAAGAAUGUUUCACCACUAAUGAUAGAACCUUCGCCGACCGUCCCAAAACUCUUGCUUUGGAGCUUUUGGCUUACAAUCGUUCCAUGAUUGGGUUAAGUUCAUAUGGCAAUUACUGGCGUCAAACGCGCAAGAUUGCCACACUCGAGCUUUUGUCUAACCACCGAAUAGAGAUGCAGAGACAUGUAAGAGAAUCCGAGAUGAGAACAGCUUUGAAAGAGCUGUACAGAGCAUGGGAGAAGAAGAAAAGCUCAGAAAAUAGUAAGGUUUUGGUGGAUAUGAAAAGAUGGUUUGGGGAUAUAACCUUAAACGUAACUCUGAGCAUUGUUGUUGGCAAAUCUGUUGGAUAUGCGACUAACAACAAAGAGAGCGACGAAGAAUGGAAACAAGCAUCCAGAGAUUUCUUUCAUUUAAUCGGCAAGUUUGUAGCGGCUGAUGCGGUGCCAUUUUUGAGGUGGUUCGACAUCGGGGGCCAUGAAAAAGCUAUGAAGGAUACUGCAAAAAAACUGGAUAUUGUUGCUCAACAGUGGCUCAAAGAGCACAAAGAAAAGAAAGCUUCUGGCCACAGAGAAGAGGAUUUUAUGGAUGUGAUGCUUCAUCUAAUUGAUCAGGAAGCAGAAGCAACCCUCGGCCGCGAUUCUGAUACGAUCAACAAAGCCACGUGCCUGCAACUUAUCCUGACUGCUGCAGACACAAUAUCAAUUACUUUGAUGUGGGCUUUGUCAUUGUUAGUGAAUAACCCUCAAGUCAUGAGGAAAGCUCAGCGGGAAAUAGAUGCUUACAUUGGCAGGGAAAGACAAGUACGUGAAUCUGAUAUUAACUAUUUAGUUUAUCUCAACGCAAUUGUCAAAGAAACUAUGCGUCUAUACCCGCCUGGACCACUUUCUGUGCCACAUGAAUCCAUGGAGGAUUGCACAGUAGCUGGUUACUAUAUCCCACGAGGUACAAGACUGCUUACCAAUAUAUGGAAGAUUCAACGCGAUCCUAAAGUGUGGUCAAAUCCUUCUGAAUAUCAACCAGAAAGAUUUCUUACAGAUCAUAGAGAUUUUGAUGUGAGAGGCCAACAUUUUGAGUAUAUACCGUUUGGUAGUGGUAGAAGAAUGUGCCCUGGAAUUUCUUUUGCACUUCAAAUUUUGCAAUUGACAUUAGCUACGUUACUUCAUGGAUUUGAUUUUUCACCGCCGACGAAUGAGCCAAUCGAUAUGACUGAAACUAGUGGACUGACCAACAUUAGAGCAACGCCACUUGAAGUUCUCAUCAAUCCCCGUCUUGAGUCUCAUUCCUAUCAGUAGAUGAAGUGUCAGAAAUGCAUUUGCUAAUGAACCGUAUACCAAUUCAUAACAGUUGUUUAUCAUUGUAUAUCUAUAUUAAGGUUUGCUUCAAACUUUUAUAGCCUUCAUCCAUAUAUUCUACAUGUUUGUAUUUAUAACAAUCAAUAAUAUUGUCAAUCUUUAGGAGGCCGAAAACCA
This is a messenger RNA of Mercurialis annua (annual mercury), 1882 nucleotides long. Its product is annotated as cytochrome P450 CYP82D47-like. NCBI's taxonomy places the organism in Eukaryota, Viridiplantae, Streptophyta, Magnoliopsida, Malpighiales, Euphorbiaceae. The record is from RefSeq and is a predicted model, not a curated record. Bases 125 to 1705 code for a protein of 526 amino acids. Gene Ontology annotation, biological process: defense response to other organism. Gene Ontology annotation, molecular function: oxidoreductase activity, acting on paired donors, with incorporation or reduction of molecular oxygen; heme binding; iron ion binding. The transcript has 2 exons.